Messenger RNA from Ylistrum balloti, 1864 nucleotides. RefSeq lists its product as uncharacterized. The annotation marks the transcript as partial. NCBI's taxonomy places the organism in Eukaryota, Metazoa, Mollusca, Bivalvia, Pectinida, Pectinidae. The record is from RefSeq and is a predicted model, not a curated record. The transcript is spliced from 3 exons.
GGAUUCUCAAAGAAAACGCAGGAAAGAUGCUGUCAGUGAAGAGGUUCAGAAUCUCAUCGGAGGUUUUUUUCAAAGAGCAGAUGUGUCAACAAAUCUCCCGAUAGCAAAACGGAUAAAGAAAGAUAAUGUGGAAAGAAAAGUAAUAGACAAGCCUAUCACAUCUUUGUUUACAGAUUUUAAGGAAAAACACCCAGAUGUUUCCGUCAGUAUGUCAACAUUCUAAAGAAACAAGCCAAGAAAUGUAGAGUCAACCAGGAAACAACACUGGGAGGGCUGUUUGUGUGAUAUAUGUUCUAAUGUGGAUCUGAAAUUAAAAGCAUUAAAUCAAUUGGCAACGAGAAAAGGAUGUGAAAUCAAGGUAAAGGACAAGUUCGAUUUGGUAAAGAUAACAAUGUGUCAGAAAGAAGGACGCUACCAUCAACUGCAGUGUAUCCUGAGAAAUUAUGUAGAGUGUGGUGUCGACAACAUCAUAUCUCAUUACCAGCCUCUUGCUUUACAGUGCCAGGCGGAUUUGGUGUCAUUCACCAAAUGGGAAAGGGUAAAGAGAAAUGUCAAAGGGAAGGAAGUUGUACGGAUGAUGGAAGUGACCAAGAGCGAAAGUUGUACCCAAGUUGUAAUACAAUUGUCUCAAGAAUUGGAGUCAUUGGCAGAACAUCUAUUCAUUGCAUCAUGGCAGCAAGAACAAUUUUCUAAGUUACGGAAGAAUGUUCCCAAAGGUGUCGUCGUACUAAACAUGGAUUUUGCGGAAAACUUUGUAGAAUGUACAAAAGAAGGAUGUGAGGAAACUGUUGUUGAGUCAUUGAUUUUUGUUUCAGAAGACAAGCAACAUGAUGCUCAUGCUGUCAUGGAAUUUUUUAAACUUACAAAUCAGCAUCUGACAGAACAACGAGGUCUCAUAAUCAACAAGGAGAUCCAAAUGACCGAUGGCUGCUCUGCGAAGUAUAAGUCAAAGACACCAUUCACCGAUUUAUCUUGCAGCAUCCUGGAUUUCAGGUUUCCCACCGAGAGACACUUCUAUGGUUCCCGUCAUGGGAAAGGCCCAUCUGACGGGGCAGGAGCUGUUGUAAAGAGCUUCGUUAGGAGAGGAAUCCUUGGUCAGAAAGUGGUUGUGAACAAUGCACAGGAUUUUUUCAAUUAUGCACUAAAACUUACCAAAGAUGAUGAACAUUCCAAAAGAACGUUAUUUCUUGUAAAUAACAUUGAUCGAAAUAGGCCUGACAGAUCCAAUGUUGGCACAAGGAAAGUGCAAUGCGCAAAAAGUGUCGAGAGGAACAAGAAUGCAACAAGAAAUCUCAGUUGUUUUUGUGAACCUUGCUUGACAGUUGAUACAGUAAAUCCAUGUGAAAACUCUGAGUAUGUUGAGAGAUGGAUAACUCAAGAUCUACAAGGUGUAAGAAGGGGACAUGGAGCCAGGACUAGAGGGGGAAGAUGUGGUGGUGGGGUGAGAACCAGAGGAGGAUGUGGUGGAGUUAGAACCAGAGGAAGGCGUCGCUGUGGUGGAGUUAGGAUUAGAGGAUGUGGUAGAGCUGGUGCUAUCAGGAUGGACAGAGAUUCUGAUACAUCUAGUGAACAGUUCAAUGAGUCUUCGGAUAGCGAUGGAUUAGACAUCUCAGAGGAUGAUGCAGAUACAAAUGGUACUAGUGUAGUUGGCAACAGUUGCUCUGAAUCUGAGGAAAUCUUGGACAUUUCUGGACUCAGUGGAAUAAUGGAGAGUCUUCAGUGUAAAAAGAAAAAGGAUUAUAGUACAACCGAAAAAAGUGAUCGAUUCCUUUCCAUCUCGUACACUACGUACGGAUCACCUGCCCGAUGUGACCUUUUAGUCGUCGAAACGUCACACGCUAAUCUUCGACUGGUUGUGUUAUAA